This is a messenger RNA of Eucalyptus grandis, 791 nucleotides long. RefSeq lists its product as uncharacterized. The transcript is spliced from 3 exons. The record is from RefSeq and is a predicted model, not a curated record. NCBI's taxonomy places the organism in Eukaryota, Viridiplantae, Streptophyta, Magnoliopsida, Myrtales, Myrtaceae. Bases 76 to 531 code for a protein of 151 amino acids.
UUCUCGUUCGCCCCCAUCCCCAUCCCCAUCCCCAUCCCCAUCGGAUCGGAGGGGAAGAGGGAGGACAGGAGAGGGAUGAAGGAGGAGCAGGAGACGAAAUCCGGGAAUGGGAGCGGGCCACCUCCUCAACCCCCCAACCCAAUGCAAAACGCCGCGCCUGAUGCUCAGCUUUUCCAGCUCCUCUCUGGCCUUCUUCACCAGGUGGAAGCAUUGACCAAUGAUGAGGAAGUCGAAUUGCGAUCCAAGAUCGAAGCACUUGGAUUAGAGGUGACAAAAGUUCCUUCAAGCUCAACACGGCAUCUUGAUGAGCUGGAAAUAGCCAAAGAGUUGGACAAGCUGUCAAUGAAGUUGGAUGAUGUGGAUGAGAUGAUAUCCUCAGCCAUAGCUUCAGAUCCGCAUGUGCAGUCGCUCUUGAGUGGUACGGCUGAUAUAUGGAUGCCAGUGAUUACAGCGAGCGCUGAUGAGAGACGUAACUUUGCCGGACCUACUGGAGAAGGUGAUGCCAGAGAAAGCGAGAAGGCUCCUAUGUAGUUCUUGUAAAAUCAUGUCAACCAUUUGAAAGGCAGAAAAUAUUCAAUAGAGUUUGUAUGCAUGACCAAAUACUUAGUGCUCAUACUUGCAGAAACCAAUUUGAUGUUUCAAAUGCUUGCGCCUUCUUCAGUUCCAAACUGAUUUCGCUGCAUAACCUGUGUGAUGAGAACGUAAUAGAGGUAAUCCAGGGAAGGCCAUUUUGUUAAUGAGUGUGCUUAGGGCAGUAAUCAAUAAGGGAAAGUUCUGUUUUUAUGAUUUGA